AUGGCAAGCAGCUGUCAGCGUAUAAGUAUCAUCAUUGUGGAAGUAUUACAAAAUGCUUCUUCAGCACACGUUGUCAUGGACCCAACAGAAAAACUAUCUUGGCACUGUCAGCAAGAACUUGCCCUCCAGGACAGGUACUUCCAGAAUCAAAAGCUGACCUUCCUAGAUCCUAAGCAGGAUAUUUUCCUUAUGGGACUGAGUACUGCAAUAAGAAAAGCAAAAAGAAUUAUGAAGACUUCUAAGGACCUGAAAAGCUUCAUGGGGUUCUCAAAUGUAUGUGCAUUUCCUCUGCUGGCUAACCUAUGUGAGAAGAUUAAAUAUGUUAUAAGAAAUAAACUGCCUUUUGAAGAUUUCGAUGGAGAUAAAUUUAGUACCUUCCCUACAUUGAGGGGCUAUCACUGGCGAGGCAGAGACUGCAAUGACAAAAACACCACCGUGUACCCUGGCAGACGUCCUGACAAUUGGGAUGUGGAAAGUGACUCUAACUGCAAUGGUAUAUGGGGUGUGGAUCCAAAAGAUGGAAUUCCCUAUGAGGAGAAAUUCUGCAAAGGUGCAGGCUCUCAAGGGGUCGUGCUGUUGGGAGACUCAGCUGGUGCUCACUUCCACAUCCCUCCUGAGUGGAUGACUGUCACACAGAUGUCAACGAAAUCAUUUGCUAAUCUCCCAAUGGCUUUCAGUGAUGAGCUUGACUGGCCCCAGUUCUCAGAGAUCACUGGAUUUCUGAAUUCCACCAUCGGAGGCUGGACAGACUCUCUGUACCUACGUUUACGCAGGAGAAAUCGCUGCAAUCACAGAGACUUACAGAACAUUUCACAAAACGGUGGCUCUUCAGGAAACCUCCUCUAUUUAAUAAAAAGCUUGGCCAGAAAUCAGCUGUUGGACAAUCCAGCCAUAGUUAUCUAUGCUACAAUUGGGAAUGAUGUCUGCAAUGGGAACCGUGACACACUGGCCCACAUGACUACACCCAAAGAAAUGCUCUCCAACGUGGUGCAAGCUCUGCGAUACCUGGAUUCCCGUCUUCCAAACGGCAGCCACGUGAUUUUAACAGGCUUGGUAGAUGGACGCUUCCUCUGGGAUAACCUGUAUGACAGAUACCAUCCUCUAGGGCAACUGAACAGGGAUAUCACAUACAGUCAACUUUAUUCUUUCCUCGACUGCCUCCAGGUGAGCCCCUGCAGUGGCUGGCUGACCCCCAACGAGACUCUCAGGAAUUUGACUUCAGAGAGAGCAUUACAACUUUCCAAUGUCCUGAAAGAAAUAGCGAGAUCUGAGAAAUUUGCCAACUUUGAUAUUUUCUACAUGGAUUUCCCACUGAAACAAACGGCUGAGGAGUGGCGCAAGAUGGGAGGUGAGCCCUGGCAGCUGAUUGAACCAGUCGAUGGUUUCCACCCCAGCCAGAUUGCUGCAGCCCUUGGAACAAGCAUUACCUGGCAGAAGGCACUACAUGAAUGGCCUCAAGUGCUUGGAAAGGAGAAUCCAUUCAACAAUCAGAUUGCAGCUAUAUUCAAAGAUCAAGGUGGACACUGA
Messenger RNA from Acanthisitta chloris (rifleman), 1527 nucleotides. It is a transcript of the gene AOAH, whose product is annotated as acyloxyacyl hydrolase (neutrophil). The record is from RefSeq and is a predicted model, not a curated record. Bases 1 to 1527 code for a protein of 508 amino acids. The transcript has 19 exons. NCBI's taxonomy places the organism in Eukaryota, Metazoa, Chordata, Aves, Passeriformes, Acanthisittidae. Gene Ontology annotation, molecular function: acyloxyacyl hydrolase activity; calcium ion binding. Gene Ontology annotation, biological process: lipopolysaccharide catabolic process; negative regulation of inflammatory response.